Messenger RNA from Aspergillus mulundensis, 1437 nucleotides. RefSeq names its product proline dehydrogenase family protein. Gene Ontology annotation, cellular component: mitochondrion. Gene Ontology annotation, molecular function: FAD binding; proline dehydrogenase activity. NCBI's taxonomy places the organism in Eukaryota, Fungi, Ascomycota, Eurotiomycetes, Eurotiales, Aspergillaceae. The transcript is spliced from 2 exons. The record is from RefSeq and is a predicted model, not a curated record. Bases 1 to 1437 code for a protein of 478 amino acids.
AUGAAGGCUGCAACCCCUCGCCCUUCAGUGCGAGCACUCUCUGGCAAGCGAUCUUCCUAUGGCGCCGCCAGAUUCGUCAGCCGCACGAGCAACGCCAGAUCCUCCAUAACUGCCGACACCAACAGCCUGCUGCAUCAGUCUCCUUCGCCUAAGAAGCCGCUGACUGCCUCGCCUCUCGCCAAACUACCUCUCUCCUCUGUCCUGCGCUCGCUGCUCAUCCUCUCCGUCUCCUCAUCUUCUAUCCUUCUCAAGCCAUGCAUCUACACACUCUCCGUUCUCGCGCACCCAAAGACGGCUCUUUUGGACGUCGCAAAGAACCCUCUCUUGAACCUGCUUGUCAAGCACACCCUCUACAAGCAGUUCAACGCGGGCGAGAACAAGCUCGAAGUCCAGCGCUCCAUCAACGCAAUCAAGGAGCUGGGAUACCGCGGGGUGCUGUUGGGUUACGCCCGUGAGGUCCUUGUCGGCGAGUCCAACGCAGACCCCCGGGAUGAAAAGGCCAGCCGACAGGAGAUUCAGACAUGGCUUGACGGUACCCUCCAGACGGUCGACAUGGCCCAGGAAGGCGACUUUGUGGCCCUGAAAUUCACCGGCAUGGGUGUCCAAGCGCUCGAAUACCUCCAGAACCAGGCUAUGCCCUCGCCAUUCAUGGACGAAGCAAUCAAACAGAUCUGCGACCUCGCCAUCUCCCGAAACGUGCGCCUGUUGGUCGACGCUGAAGAACAGGCCGUGCAGCCAGGAAUCGAAGAGUGGGCGACCAAGUACCAGAAGUACUGCAACUCUCGCACCCCCGGCCGCGCCAUCUUCUACAACACCUACCAAGCAUACCUCUGCUCCACGCCCGCCACACUCGCUAAGCACCUCGAGAUCUCUCGCAAGGAAGGAUACACUCUGGGCGUCAAGCUCGUCCGCGGAGCCUACCUGAAGACAGAACCCCGCCACCUGAUCUGGGCCGAAAAGGAACAAACGGAUGAGUGCUAUGACGGCGUCGUCGAGGCCCUCCUUACCCGCAAGUACAACCACAUGCUCACAUCCGCGUCCGCUGAACACUCCGCCGACCUUCCACCCGUCAACGUCAUCGUGGCCACGCACAACCGCGAGUCCGUCCGCAAGGCCCACGCUCUCCGUCUCGAGCAGGCCAAGCGGGGCGAGACCUCCGAUGUCGAGCUCAGCUACGCCCAACUCCAGGGAAUGGCCGACGAGAUCAGCUGCGAGCUCCUGCAGGGUUUCCAGGCCGCCGAGUCCGAGAAGAAAGUCUCCGAGUCACCUAACGUCUACAAGCUGCUCACCUGGGGCUCCGUCAAAGAGUGCAUGGGCUUCCUGCUUCGUCGGGCAGUUGAGAACACCGAGGCUGUUGGCCGCACGAAGCAGUCGCAGGAGGCUAUGUUCAGCGAGCUCAAGCGCCGCGCCCGUGUCGCUUUUGGUCGCAAGAACUAA